UCUUUAAUUACAUAAGUUAAUCACACUAGUCCCGGAUAAGAACAUUCGAACAAAACACCAACACAAAAAGAAGAAGAAGAAUGUUGUCGAGGUUGUUCAAGGCUGGUGAGAAGGUUCUGUCCAAUCUUGUUAACAAGAAAGACUUUCACAUGGCGUCGAGCAAUACAGAGAAUCCUCCCAAAGUGCAAGAGCUUUACGAGCUCUGCAAAUCCACUUUCACUGGGAAAGCUCCUUCUCCUGCUUCCACCCCCGUCCAAAAACUUUGCUCUCUCUUGGAUUCAGUGAGUCCUGGAGAUGUUGGGCUUGAAGAGGAAGCUCAAGAUGAUGAUAGAGGCUAUGGUGUUUCUGGGGUUAGCCGUGUCAACAGAGUAGGAAGAUGGGCUCAGCCGAUUACAUUUUUAGACAUUCAUGAAUGUGAUACCUUUACAAUGUGUGUUUUCUGCUUCCCAACUUCCUCAGUGAUUCCAUUGCAUGACCAUCCAGAGAUGACUGUGCUUAGCAAAAUCCUCUAUGGAUCACUUCAUGUUAAAGCUUACGAUUGGGUCGAACCUCCAUGUAUUGUCACACAAGACAAAUCUCAAGCACGGUUGGCGAAAUUGGUUACCGACAAAGUGAUAACGCCACAGUCUGAACUGCCAGUGUUGUACCCAAAGACCGGAGGCAAUCUCCAUUGUUUCACUGCGCUGACUCCAUGUGCGGUGCUGGACAUUCUCACACCUCCUUACAACGAAAGCGCUGGCAGGUCUUGCAGUUACUACAUGGACUAUCCUUUCUCCACUUUCGCACUGGAGGAAGGAGUGAAGAGCGUGGAAGGAAAGGAAGACGAGUACGCUUGGCUUGUGCAGAUCGACACACCCGAUGAGCUUCACAUGCGUCCCGGAUCGUAUACGGGUCCAAAUAUUCAAGUUUAGAUUGUUGCAAGUUGGUUUUGUAGCGAAGUAGAGAGUACUCUUGUAUCAUUGUUCCUGGAGAAGAUGUCAAAUACAGUUUCGGGUUAAAGAUACUCCUUCAUCA
This is a messenger RNA of Brassica napus (rape), 1014 nucleotides long. RefSeq names its product plant cysteine oxidase 3. The record is from RefSeq and is a predicted model, not a curated record. Gene Ontology annotation, molecular function: oxidoreductase activity, acting on single donors with incorporation of molecular oxygen, incorporation of two atoms of oxygen. NCBI's taxonomy places the organism in Eukaryota, Viridiplantae, Streptophyta, Magnoliopsida, Brassicales, Brassicaceae. The coding region runs from base 81 to 911 and encodes 276 amino acids. The transcript is spliced from 5 exons.